GUGACCUUCCCGGCAGCCCUUGCUGGCUCUGCCCCAACCAAACAAAGACGGCAGCAGGUUUUCAAACAGUCGCUUCCCAGAAAGUUGGCUGCGGUAGAGCUGGGCUGCGCUGGCACCUAGCUGGUCCCGGCCACCGGAGAAAGCGGCAGCGAGUUGGUGCCGUCGCCUGAGAGGACCCCGGCAGCCGUCGGGAGUCCCUGUACGUGGGUGCUCUGCCCAUUUGCUUCUGUGCAUUGAGCUGGUUUGGGUGCUGGGAGUGGCGUGGGAAAGGAUGAGAGGAACUCCCGGCAGAGGUGCCAGCACAGGGAGUGUGCAGCAGGACAGGGUUUCGGGGCUGCGCGGUGCUGAGGUUCGGUGUCGGAGCUGGGAGUGGCACCCCCGAUCAGGAGUGCUGUCCUCCAGCUGAACUCAGAAGCCUGCCCAGCAAUUUUCCAGCGAAGUGCAGAUUCCUUUAGAUACUGCCCAUGUGUUGGUGGACGAGCAAGAGAUGAAAUAACAGAGCUGUGUACAGGACAGUGUUGUCUCCAGACCCAAGGAUAGGGUCUGCAGCACCAGCAGUUCGCACAUGGAUUUUCUACAGUUCUUCUUGCUGUGACCUUCUGGGCCACCAGGGAAACACAAUGGGGUCCUGCCAGCCUUGCGCGAUGAAUUGUCACUUGCCAGGACUCUCUCCAGGCUUCCUGAGACAUUGAGUUGCUGGUUGAGAUCCUGACUGCUUCUGAUUCCUCACUGUGCUGCUGGCAGGGUGGGAUUGAUGUCCAGUUUAGGACACUGGGCAGAGCCAAGCCCAUCACCAUCCUCUGUACCCUUGGCAGACUGGGGGACCAAGCUGGAUCCCUCUUUCUAAAGGGGCUCCACGUGAGCAAGGGCUGUCCAUAUUCAUUCUGGUGGGAAGAGCCACCUCCUUCACCCUUUCCACCUGGGAACCGUGUCACUGCUGGGGAUGGCACCACAUGGACGCAGAGCAAGAGCCAGCAGCCUGGCAGCAAGGCACUAGCUGAGCCUGAGCACCAUCACGGGGCAUAGAGCUACCUGGGGGGUGCCAGCAUCCCCACCACAGACACACUCCAGGGAUGUAGGUGCUGGGCGCAGGAGGAGUUCUGGCAGCAAUGGGCCGGCUGGAUGACCAUGCCAAGAGGAGGAUCGUGGAGCUGCGCAGGGCUGGGCUGAGCUUCCGCAAGAUCAAGAAGGUGCUGGAGCUGGAUGACAUCCGGGUGACGCCACAGGCCGUGUACCUCUUUCUCAAGAGGAAGAGUGUGGAACCAGGGUCAGCAGCAGCUGGCUGGGAUGGGGACCAGCCCUGGCCCCCACAGCAGGGGCAUGAGGCUGAGCCCCCCAGGCUGCUGGGCACCCGGCACCCUGCACUGCCCACUGGGGAUCCUAUGGGCAGCCGGGCACCCUGCUGUGCUGGCAGCCAGGACACCAAGGAAGGCAUCCAGAUUGUCAGUGUGGCCUCACUCUGCAAGGACACUGGGCAUCUUGGGGACACUUUGGCUAUGGAGCUGGCCCCUGCGAAUGGUGAUGAUAGCUCCACAGGCACAGCCCUGGCUUCAGGGACUGCUCUGGGGGGUCUUGCCCCCCUGCCCCAGCCACUGUCCAGCCAAGCGCAGCUGGUAACACCCUCGACCCAGAACUCAGCCCUGAUGGUGAAAAAGAAGACAGUGAACAGGGCUAUCCUCCUGCAGAAAAAGGUCAAAGAUGUCAGUACUCAGACUGCCUUGCCAAACUCUGUGGGUCCAGGAAAUCACAGCCUUGCUUGGGGUGGACCAGUGCCCCCCACUGCUCCCAGCUGCCCUGCCAUUGCUGAGAAGCUGGAUGCUGUACAGAUGGAGGUGCAGAAGCUGAGCCAGGCCCUGCAUGCAGUGCUGGAGCGGCAGUGCUGCCUGGAACGCCAGCAGGAGCACCAGCAGCGGCUGCAGCAGGAGGUGCUGAUGACACUGCAGCAGCUCAGCUCCACCAUGAGCCACGGCGCUGUGCCAGCCACCCAGCCCUGCGGCCCCUUCAGCAGCAUGGCUGAGCCCUCACCCACGAUGGCAAACUUCAGCCAGUUCAAGAUGGAGCUGAUAUGAGCUCCCGCAAGGCCUGUGUGUGCCAGCAGUGCUGUGCUAAGGAAGCCGGGAGGAAGAACCAUCUCUCAGAGGCUGCUCAAGGAUUACAUGCAGCAGCCAGCAGAUAAGGUCCCUGGUACCUCAUGUUCCCAGACCUGCUGACUGGAAGGCGCUGCCUGGCACAAGAGGCUGGACAGUGGAAGGCUGAGGCUUUGCUCCUCCUGUGCUGCUGAUCCUGGCUGGCACUGAAGCUGGCUGGGACCCAUGGACCUCAGCAGAAGGCAGUUGCCUGUAAGGAGAAGAUGAAGCUAAUGUGGACCCAGCAGGGAGGUGGGACUCCAAGGAUACAGGAGGCUUCCUUCUCGUGAGGAUCAAUGCCAUGAUGAUCAAUCUUGCCCUCGCCUCCAAAGAACCUUGUUCAGUAAAAAUCUGUCUACACCACGGUUCGGAACCAGUGUGUGAUCAGUAUCCACAUAUUCCCUACCCCUCACCUGGCCUGUGAGCAGGCUGGAUCUGUCUGGGUCACUAUCACCAUGCACAGAACUGCACAGGGUGCAGAAACUCAUGAGGUGAGACCAGCACUCCACACACGAUGUUGUUGGAGCUUGGUAUCAGGUGCUGCACCAUUAGGAAUAGAUCAGACUUGUAGGAAACAAUCUUUACUGAGGAGAUUCCAUCCUCCUCACCCCACAGACCCAGCAGAUCUGGAGUCUGGUACUGGUGCUGCCCACUGUCUUGGCAAGAUAUGGGCAGGACCAGGACCAUACCAGUAAGAGUUGUACCUUGGCAGGAGCUGAUUAACUGGGUGUUCAGCUCUCUAACUAAUUUCCCUGGGCAGGAUACCCUCUGUUGUGAUCCCAGUAGCAAGGGCUCUCUCUAGAGCAGAGCUGCUCUAGCAGAGCAGACCAAAAGGGCACAGGGGAGGCUGGAGUCCAGAAGGACCAGAGACUGGCCUUGUCUAUCAGGAGGAAAGGUCUGAUGGCAGUGGCCUUGGCUCAGCACCCAGUAGUGAAUCCUGAGAGGAGGCAGAGUAUGUGUUCUUCCUCUGCAUCAGCCAAGCAGGCUUUUGUCUGCACGGGCACCACGCUUGGCACAACCUGUGCCUUUGAGAAUUUCCCAGCCUUUUUCUCAGGUCUCUUUGAGUCCAAGGUCAAAAUUAAGAAAAGUAAUAACCAAUUGAAGUGUUUGUACACAGACACACAUAUAGAGAUGUACACGUAUGCACAGAUGUAGAUGCAUGGGGCAGGUCUGUGCAGCAGCCCCAGUGUUUGAGGGAGCAGGACACCCACUCUGCUCCCCCAAGACACAUUGCUGGCUCCAGGGCUGUGCCCAAGAGAACUAGAAAUCUGCUGCCAUCUGCCUGCAGUCAUUCAUUUCGAUGUUGGUGUAAUUUUGGGGACAUCUGAAAAGCAACAGAUGAAGAAAAACACAUUAUCAGUUGCUCUGCUCUUUUGCACAAGGCAGCUAAUCUGCACCUCAGGUUUGAAAAGAAGAGGCUGGAGGACCAGCACUCAGCAGUCACAGUUUCCUAAUGUCUGUUAAAGUUUCAGAGAAAAACAGGAGCAGAACAGCUGCUAUUCCCUGGCACAUGUACAUAAAACCAUGCUGGUUUCUGAAAGAGCUUCCCUAAAUCUGACUUGGGCUAUUUCUUAAAUUAUUUAAAAAAAAUAAAUGUAUCUACCAAUA
Taeniopygia guttata (zebra finch) is the source of this 3734-nucleotide messenger RNA. Lineage: Eukaryota; Metazoa; Chordata; Aves; Passeriformes; Estrildidae. The record is from RefSeq and is a predicted model, not a curated record.